AUGACGGACGAGGACUGGCCGUCUCAGAAAUUCAGGGAUCAUGUGAUUAAUAGGCUUGAGCCGGAACUCCAAAGGAAUCGGCAAAAUGCUCCUAAUCUUCCUGUUCCCGGAGAUGCCCGACAAGUAGAAGAAUAUGUAUUUCAAAAAUGUGUUACCAAAGAUGAAUACAUGAGAACUAUAGCCAAGGUUAUUAAUGCCAUUAAUUGCAAUUCAAAGUCGGCUGCUGUUCCGCCUGUGUUACAACCUCCUUCGUUCCAUAGCCCUCCAUGUUCUACUCCGUCUAGUGUUAACAGUGGGUCUACUGGGUCUAGCAGUUAUCGUACUACCGUUCCUCCAGACCCCCAGCCUACACAGGCUCGGAAUCAACAACAAACACAGCAAAAUCAGCAAGCACAGCCCUCCUCCUCAAUACCGAAUUCUGGUGCUGGGCCGCAACCUCAGCUCUCCCCUGUAUUUUCGAUCCCUGAUGCUUUACCAUAUCAAGCACCUCCUAUGGGUCAACCACCUCCACAAAUGCAACCUACCUCACAACAAAACCCCAUGCAAGGAGCUAAUGGAUACGGGCAAUAUAAUAUGAUGCCGCCUCAAGGUCCAAUGGGACAAUACGAUAAUAGAAUGCCUAAACAACCGAAACAAGAGCCUAUGGCUCGCGGUUGGGAUGGCCAACAUCCUUAUCCCAAUGUAGCUCCAUGGGGACAAGGUGGAUAUCCACCACCUCCACAGGCUGCUCAGAAUCAUGUUCCUCCCCAGCAGAAUGUUUCUGGGCAAGGAUCUGUUCUCGAGUCUCUCAUAAACCAGCCCCAGUUUCCUCCUCAGCCUCAAAUCAGUCGUCCAACAAUGUCUCAAGGAGCUGAAAUCAUAAAUUCCGCUCCCCCAGGGGCUAUGGACGAGCCUAUGUUAACUCCGGAAGAAAAGAAUACUUAUAAUAAUAAGCUUAACUCUUUGAGACCAUAUAAUCCUCAUAUAAGAACACGAGCCCAACAAUGCCGGAUGCAGGGCAACAAAGAAGCAGCUGCUAAGUUAGAAACUAUGCUGGGUGUUCUGGAAGGGAGGCGAAUUGUCAGCUUGGGUUAUCUAGAAAAUUUGGAAAAUUGGAUAUAUAGAAAGAGUGAUAUGCUGGCUCCACAAGGAAUGCGUAUGCCUCCAAAUGGGCAUCAUCAACCUCCACAGAAUAUGAUGAUGGGAAUGAACCCAGAUGGAAGCCCUGUAGCUCAUCCAAUGCAUCAUGCUCAAGGAUAUCCACCUCAUCAUUCUUACAUGGCUCCCCCUCAAAUGUGGUCUCCCCAUCCUGCACAUAUGCCUCCCGGAGGUAUGAUGAUCCAACCAGGAGCUCAGAUGCAACAGCAAGGAGGACCUGGUCCUAUACAUCCAUCAUACAGCAGAGAGAUGGUCGAACAUCAUCGUCCAUAUCCUCCGCCAGCCAAUAUGAGAAACAUGAGAAAUCAACACAUGGUUCGGAUGAUGAAUCCAAGUGGUCAUGUACCAGGUGUUGAGGGUAUGCCGCCCCACGGAGGAGCUGAUCCAGUGCGGAUACCAAACUCAACAGGGAUGGAACAGCACAUGAAUACUCCUCCUCCUCCGAAUAGCGGAAAUAUGAAUAGUUUUGACAUUCCUCCUAGUCAGUUACAUGGUAGACCCGGCUAUCAUCCCAAUGCCAAUGUUGCUCCUGAACAUUCUAAUGUUGAUGAUCUCUAUAACGUCGAAGACCUUUUGCCCACUCCUAUGGAAGCAUUGAACAAUCAGCAACCACCAUAUCAGCAGAACUUACAAAAUCAAAGUGCGAACGAUGUGCGAAGCCCGAAUUGCGGUACAUUAACAGAAACCGCUAGGCGGGAGAUCACUUCUCUAACCGAUAGAUUCGAGUUUGAUAGCACGAAUACUGAGGUUCGAGACAAAGGUUGCGUCCUUGUGAAGUGCAAACUAAGGGCAAUGCAGGUUCCGCCUUUGCGUCUUUUAGUCCCUUUUGCCUAUCCUAACGGGUCCAUUACUAUCGAUAGAGCUGCAAUAGAUUUAGACGCUUAUUUUUACGACGAUCUUCAAAAUUAUGUUCAUGACCGGCUAGGGCGUGGUGAUUUACAGAGCAUUACAGAUUAUUUGAAUACUUGGGAAGCGACAGUGCGAUUAUAUUAUAAUAACCAAGGUGCGGCUACGAACCCAUCAACAGGCUUCGAUGAUAUGUUCAAUUACGAACAUCUUCUGAGUAGUUGA
Auanema sp. JU1783 is the source of this 2208-nucleotide messenger RNA. Lineage: Eukaryota; Metazoa; Nematoda; Chromadorea; Rhabditida; Rhabditidae. The record is from the annotation of a GenBank genome assembly.